AAUCGGUCUUCUUUGCCACGUUGAACACACUGGCAACAACUCCAAAUUUUCUCUGUUCAUCAGGUUGGAACAUGAUGAAGAUCGCUUGCCUAUUACUGGCCCUUGUGGCUACAGCCCUUUCUGAAGAGAUCACGGAAGAUAAUGGCGUCCUUAUUUUGACGAAUGGUAACUUCAAACAAGCUACUACUGACAACGAAUUCGUCCUGGUUGAAUUUUAUGCCCCCUGGUGCGGCCAUUGCAAAGCUUUGGCGCCAGAAUAUGAAAAGGCAGCUGCAACACUCAAAGAAUCUGGCUCGAAAAUCAAAUUGGGCAAGGUUGAUGCAACCGUUGAGUCUGACCUUGCACAGCAAUACAAAGUCCAGGGAUACCCAACCAUCAAAUUUUUCAGAAGUGGAAAUGAUAUUGAGUAUUCUGGUGGUCGUACUGGCCCUGAAAUUGUCAACUGGUUGGAAGUGAAAACUGGCCCACCAUCCAAGGAUCUUGCCACUGCUGAUGAGGCUAAGGAAUUCCAGGAGAAACAUGACGUUGUUGUCAUUGGUUUCUUCAAGGACCCAGCCUCUGCUGACGCCAAACUGUUCAACGAGGUUGCCAGCUCCAUGGACGAUGUCCGGUACGGAAUCACAUCCCAGGAUAGUGUCUACACUCACUACAAAAUGGAUCAGGAUGGUGUCAUCCUCCUGAAGAAGUUUGAUGAGGGACGCAAGGAUCACGACGGUAAAAUGGACAAGGAGGAACUCACCAAGUUUGUUAACGAGAACAAACUGCCCCUUGUUGUUGAAUUCACCCAGGAAAGUGCCCCCAAGAUCUUCGGUGGUGCGAUCCAACAGCACGUGCUCUACUUCCUCAGGACAAAGGAUGCAGACAAGGAAGAAAGACUUGCAGCUUUCAAAGAAGCAGCUACACCAUUCAAGGGAAAAGUUCUGUUCAUCUACUUGGACACCAGCGAGGAAGACAACAAGAGAAUCAUGGAAUUCUUCAGCCUGGAGGAGAAGGAUGUGCCAGCUAUCCGAUUCAUUCAUCUUAAGGAUGAAAUGACCAAAUACAAGCCACCAACACCUGAUCUUGAUGCUGCAUCAGUCAAGGCUUUCGUCCAGGACGUUGUUGACGGCAAGGUUUCACCCCAUCUUGCCAGCCAGACCCUUCCAGAAGACUGGGACAAGGAGCCAGUCAAGGUGCUUGUUGCUGAUAACUUCAAUGAAAUAGCCAAGGAUCCCAAGAAGGAUGUUUUUGUUGAAUUUUAUGCACCGUGGUGUGGUCACUGCAAACAGCUUGCACCCAUCUGGGACAAACUGGGUGAGAAAUACAAGGAUAGUGAAACAGUCGUUAUAGCUAAAAUGGAUUCUACUGCUAAUGAGUUACCUGACGUUAAGGUACAGAGCUUCCCUACCAUCAAAUUCUUCCCCAAGGGCAGUGAUAAGGUGGUUGACUACAAUGGUGGCCGAAACUUUGAAGACUUCGAUAAAUUCUUGGAAUCUGGCGGCAAAGAAGGAGCAGGAACACCUGAUGAAGAUAAGACUAAAACCAAAGAAGAGGAAGAACCAGAAGAGCCUGAAGAUGCCGGAAAGACAAAGGACGAGUUAUAAAUGUUCACCAACUUAGCUUUUUAAAAUUGUCAAUUUCAGUAGUAAGGAAAUCACUUGUAAAGUUUUUCAAUUUAGACGUUUUGGACCAGUCGUAUCGGACGUUGUCAAACCUAGUAUGUUCACAUUCCUUUUGCAUUGUUCAUUGUCAUGGAAAUAGAAUGGGGAUAUCUUUUCGGGCUGGGAUCCCUCCAGAACAGACUAUCUAUGUAUAAAUCAUUUCUCGCAGAUCUUCCGGCAUAGUCUGAUCUGGAGAACAAGAAAGCACCCCGAGGACUCCUGGUGUUCACUCUGUCCAAGUCCUGUUAGGUUAAAUUCAGAAUGAAGUUGCCACACAAAAGAGAUCCCGUAUUGUUCAGUCUAAAUGUCAAAGAUUUCUUAUGUGACGUGAGAUCAUCUUGAGUCCUUGGAAGUUGUGUAGCUGCAAUGUUGUUUUAAUACAGUAUUUUAGAGUAACAGAACUUUUAUUAGUUUUGUAUAAAAAAAAACAAGAUAAUGUUAACGCAAGCAUCAGUUAUUGUGCAUGUAUUUAUUUACACCAUGUUUUAGGGUUGUGUGCUUUGUAAUGCAUAAAAUAUUUAAGUUGGUUUUGCGGAGUUGCUCAUCCUUGUCUCUCACUUGCUUUAACUUCUUUGUUAAUAGUCAACACUUGACUAUCAUGAUCAUUUUGUAUCCCCUGAUUGUUCACUCGGAGAUAAUCCCAUUUGUUGUCGGCAGUGACUUUAUCUUGUAUCAACCUGACGAUCUAUAAAUGUAACACUACAGAUGUGGUUCUUUAGAGCAUUUUAUUAGAAACUGCACUUGUUCUUGGAGUGAUCUGUUAAAUAAGAUAUUUUUGUUAGGUCAUAAUGUUCAAUUAUGCUACUCCCUACGUUACGAGUGUAUUGUGCCUCCCAUGGCAUUUUUCUUUAUAGAAAACGCUUCGGUUGGCCUUGGAUGUCAAAGGCCAUGGAACUCCUCGGCCAAGUUACAAAAAUAUACUCCCAGUUCAAAAGGUACUUGGUAACAUGUCCAAUUUGUUAAAACAUCUUGGCUAAAAUCCUCAUGAAGAUCAUGUAAUUGAAAGCGGAGGCUUAUUGCUCAGUGUGUUCUUUAUUUUGGCUGUGUAUGACGGGAAAUCUCGUCAUGUUUUAAAAUCAAUUGGAGCAGUGAAAGAAAGAUCCAAUGGAAUAAAUUUAUUAAUAAAAAAUA
Messenger RNA from Lineus longissimus, 2771 nucleotides. Its product is annotated as protein disulfide-isomerase-like. NCBI's taxonomy places the organism in Eukaryota, Metazoa, Nemertea, Pilidiophora, Heteronemertea, Lineidae. The record is from RefSeq and is a predicted model, not a curated record. Bases 72 to 1583 code for a protein of 503 amino acids. Gene Ontology annotation, molecular function: protein disulfide isomerase activity. Gene Ontology annotation, biological process: protein folding; response to endoplasmic reticulum stress. Gene Ontology annotation, cellular component: endoplasmic reticulum. The transcript has 10 exons.